AUGGAUUUCGGAGACGUCGACCUCGCAGCUGAGAAACGGAAGAUUUAUCAGCCAGUAGUACUUGGAACAGAGUGCUACCUCCCAGACUUCGCUCUUUCAGAUGAACAUCGUCGGCAGAAGUCAGUGCAAUGGACACAAGGCGGCGACAGAUCCGACGAGUACGCCCUGGUGAUGUUCGCAUACCGAGCAAAGGACAAGAAAAGUAUGCUCGACGGCCGCUUGUUCAUUUCAACGAAGAAGCUAGCAGAGUUUCGAAAGUUGACAACAGAAUAUCGGAAUGAGAACAGCAAGAACAACUGGCGCUCAUUUGUUGUCUCCAACGACUUCCAAUACGGCCAGGUGGACGCAAAGGAGACAGGUCGUUUCUUAGUUCUGCAUGACAAGAGCCAGAAGCUCUAUCAGCAUCGUUUUGUCAAUUCUCGCUGGGUAAAGGCGGGAACUCUAUCUUUCGAUUUACUUAAUCGCGCUGGCUUUGGAUCGAAAGAUGGAUUGGACUUUGCUGCACAGCAAAGUAAGAGUGUGGUCGGUGACUACUUGAAGAACUUUGACGGUACCGUGGUARCCGGCGGAGGUUUGGACGAAUUGUUUGCGGUCUUCUCGGGGUCUAAAUAG
Ramularia collo-cygni is the source of this 612-nucleotide messenger RNA. RefSeq lists its product as uncharacterized. The record is from RefSeq and is a predicted model, not a curated record. The transcript has 4 exons. Bases 1 to 612 code for a protein of 203 amino acids. Lineage: Eukaryota; Fungi; Ascomycota; Dothideomycetes; Mycosphaerellales; Mycosphaerellaceae.